UGCGCCCGCUCCCGCCGGGGGCUCGUCGCUGCGCGGCCGGGCCAUGGGGGAGGCCGAGGUGGGCGGUGGUGGCGCGCCGGGCGACAAGGGGCCGGGUGAGGCGGCCACCAGCCCAGCCGAGGAGACGGUGGUGUGGAGCCCCGAGGUGGAGGUGUGCCUCUUCCACGCCAUGCUGGGUCACAAGCCCGUCGGUGUGAACCGACACUUCCACAUGAUCUGUAUCCGGGACAAGUUCAGCCAGAACAUUGGUCGGCAGGUCCCAUCUAAGGUCAUCUGGGACCAUCUGAGCACCAUGUAUGACAUGCAGGCGCUGCACGAAUCUGAGAUUCUUCCAUUCCCAAACCCAGAGAGGAACUUUGUCCUUCCGGAAGAAAUCAUCCAUGAAGUCCGAGAAGGAAAAGUGGUCAUUGAAGAGGAAAUGAAGGAGGAAAUGAAGGAAGAUGUGGACCCCCACAACGGGGCAGACGAUGUUUUUUCAUCUUCAGGAAGCUUGGGGAAAGCAACAGAAAAGUCCAGCAAAGACAAGAACCCUUCGGACUUGGGGUCGAAGGAAGGGGCAGACAAGCGGAAGCGCAGCCGGGUCACCGACAAAGUCCUGACGGCAAACAGCAACCCCUCCAGUCCCAGCGCUGCCAAGCGGCGCCGAACGUAGUCGUGGCUCGGCCAUGGCAGGUGGCCCGGGGCACCACUGUCACCCAGCUGGACACCCGCCACCUGCCCUCAGGCCCACUGCGACCACCUGCGGCUCCGGGGGCCAGCUCAGGUGCGGAGAGCCGUGAGUCAGGCGUCCAGGGCCCCCCCCCACCCCACGCCACCGGGUGAGCUCCAGCCAUGCUGGCCGCCGGCCGUGCCGUGGUCCGGGCUCCACAGAGCAGAGCGCGGGGCUCGGGCAGGACAGCUGGAGUGGCAGGCAGGGUGCCUGCUGUGUCCCUGGGGAACGCUGGUCUUGCUGGGCAACUCGGCUCUUCCCAUCUGCCUGUGUGUCCGUCAGCCACUCUUCCUAAACCGGCAGCCCCCUCGGGAGAAAGAGACUCAGGCCACCUGCCUUCCGGCGCCUGCGCCAGAGAAAUCGAGAACUGGAUAUUUUGCCUCAUUCACUUGUACUGUAACGAUGUAUAUAAUUUGGUGGUAUUUCACUAUUUAAUUUUUAAGAAGCCUAUUUUACUAGUAUUUUAUAUGAAAAAAAUAUUGAAGUUAAACCUGUGUUGUAUUUUUCCUGAGAUGCUUUGUGUUAGGUAGUGAUUACUGACGCUUUCUGCUCGGUUUUUAUAUGCCGGAAACAGAGUUUGUAGGGCUAUUUUUCUAUCUCCCUGUAACUUGUAAACAGACCAAAUGAGUGCGUGGAGGGAGGUGCACGGCCAGGGCGACAGAUGCUUUCGUUUGAGCGCCAACCAUUAAAGCACAAAAGAAGCA
This is a messenger RNA of Callorhinus ursinus (northern fur seal), 1413 nucleotides long. It is a transcript of the gene MRGBP, whose product is annotated as MRG domain binding protein. Gene Ontology annotation, biological process: regulation of transcription by RNA polymerase II. NCBI's taxonomy places the organism in Eukaryota, Metazoa, Chordata, Mammalia, Carnivora, Otariidae. The record is from RefSeq and is a predicted model, not a curated record. Gene Ontology annotation, cellular component: nucleus; NuA4 histone acetyltransferase complex.